AUGGCUCAUCUUGAGAUUCCUCGGUGGCUCACCAUCCUUCACAUCUAUCUGCGCUAUAUAUUUAUAAUUAUUUAUCCCAUUAUCCUGUCGCCAAUCCUCAUCUUACAUCCUGGAACGGUGAGUUCAUGACAAAUAGUUUACAUUUUCCAACUUUCACAAUUCACUAGGCACGUCUCAGUAUGGUCCUGCCAAACAUGCAAAUUUAAGUAAACCCGUUUUUCGGCUUAAUACGAAAUGCUGUUUACUCGCCUAGGCUUGGUUCCUUGGCUUUUUCUCAUUAAUUUGAAGUUGUGGCAGAUUGUGCAGGCAGAAUAAUUACUGAUAUUUAUUCAGAAAGUGAUGUGUAGUUAGUCACACGACGUUACUAAUAAAGUUCUUGACAAUAACCAAGCAGAAAAUCAACCAAAUUUUCAAAAGUCAUGGGGAAAGAUUCUGAGAUUAGAGACUUUAUAAUAGAUUAGGGGUGCUAAAUGGCUCUAAAAGGCCUAUUGGAAUUCCGCAUACUAUAUUGCAAGUAAAUCUUCCGAAGCCCAGUGACUCCAACGUCGCUAUUAAGCAGUCCGACGUCGUGACUAUCCGCCGUUUAUUUUUUAAAAUACGACGAGCAUGCAAGGUUACCUGUUAUGUUCAUCAGACAACUACCAGCAUUUGUGUAGAUGGUAUCUUAAACUAACUCUGAAUAAGGACGUGAAUCUCGUUAAAAAGACUGCAUAAAGGCGCCCAAAAUACCGUCCACAAAAAGUUAUUAUCCUGCAAUCUUUAUAUUUUAAAGAUGAAAUUCAGUGUAAGGGUGAAUAAUUUUGUUUAAAAACCGUUUCAAACACGCUUAAUCAAGCUAUAGACGUUAACCGAUCGGAAGGUAUCUUAUGUGCGAACCUCACGUAAGCCUUCGUUGGGACAUCGACCUCAUAAGAAAUCGUAAAUAACAAGGAAUAUAAGGCCGUUUUGAUGAUAUUUGAAACAUUACUGUGCAGUUUUAUAAUACUUGCAUUAUCGAGAUUAUUUAGAUAUCCGACUGUUAAGUGGUGCUCCGGCUGAAGAAGUUCCUCACGGUUCAUUUUCAAAGUCUGUAUUUUACAAUGUACCUGUUUCAUUCUUUACUAAUUAGGCUUUUCGAUGACAUACAGUUUUAAAAGGCGAUUCGGACAAGGCAAGGUUUAUAGAAACAUCAAUGUGGGCAUGUUUCUCUCCACUACUCAGCAAGACUCCAGGCAUAGAUCGAAGACAUGGGGCUUGAACUCCAACGUGCUGAAUCACGAUUAAAUUAAACGCUCUACCGGGGAUAUACGUGCUCGCCGUUAUUUUGAUCACUAUCGGAACCCUAAUGUCUGCGUUUAUCCAUCCAUAUUACUUGCAGAAAGGAGCAGGAAUAGCUGUCUUUGAGCUGAAUAUCCGCAUUAAAGCACUUACAGAUAGCCGUACCUUUACCAGCAACUUCUAAUCGAGCACUGUUGAUAACAAAUUUGGGGAAGCUGAAAGAGUAAGUUCCGACAAACCAUACAACAACAAUAGUUAGAGAGUGCCAACAUCUUGAGUUAGUUUAAUGUCCAUGACGGUUCUAGCACAUGCCUGCCGGACGAAACGGAAUCCUCUGAGUUCCAUCCCACGAUCAGGCAGAUCAAUCCAAUCCACUUCCACACGACCGACGGUGUGACAUAUUUGACUUGCGUACUUAAAAUCAAAAAAGUAAAGCAUUUUGUGCGGUUUUUUAUUUCGAAGGCCAUCAGUCUGUUGGCCGUGAAACUCCUUUGCGGCUAAGUUGGCGCCAAUUUGAUAUUCUCACUGGAUGGAUAGUUUUCGGAUGUUUAUGGUCUCGAACACGACUUUUUCAGGAAAGCGCUCAAUUCAUCCUUCGAAAGUUCUUAAUUCAGGUUUUUACUAGCUUGGGAACCGCCCUUAUGAAUCAAGCGCCAAAAUUAGUAAAUUACGAGAUGAAAAUGCCACCCUGUGUGACCCAUUUCUGAAAGACUGGCGAAUAAAGGCGCUCUUAUUGUGGGAUUUAUGCAGACUGCCACUGCAGUUGCGGUUUGACGUUUUUCUUUUGAGAGAUAACCUCAGAACUCUGUGUGUUGCCUAUCUUAUCUUUGUAACUUCCAUAUAGGAGUCGAAGGCAGCCUAUAUUCUGCUAUUAAUGAGCGGUUUCUGGGUGAGCGGCUUCAUACCGCUCUACGUGACCGCACUCCUUCCCCUCGUCCUUGGGCCACUGAUGGGACUUAUCCCCAGCGCCGUCAUAGCCAAAGAGUAUUCGUCGGUAAGUUAACAUCAAACUGAGCCGCCAAUAAUUUACAAAUGCCCAAACUAUUCUCAGAAGUUGUUGUUUCAUCUGACUUCUUGUUAUGUUCUCUUCUUCACGCAACUUCUCCACAAACACAUGUUGUUUUGUCAACGCAAACAAAACAGAGCUCCACUUUCUUGUUCCUGGGCGGUAUGCUCCUGGCUAUCGCGGCGGAAAACAUGAAUUUGCAUCGACGAAUCGCCGUCGCUUUCGUGCGCUGGAUGGGUCACGAUCCGCGAUUGUAAGUUCAUGAGUAUGAGAUGUUGUUAAAACCAAGCGUUAAGCAAACUGUUGCACUAAUGCAUUUGCAUUAAUGAGAAUUCGCCGGUGAAGGUAAUAUUGUCCGUUUACAUGUGGGCAACGCUGAGAGACCGGGUCGUAUUUUGAUUGAUUCGCCUAAGAGGCCAUGCGUUUUGAAGGACAUUAAAUCAUUGACAGUCUUUGUGAAGAAGUGGGCACGGCCGCUGGAACAACACCUUUAUUCGCCGGAGGUUUCGGAUUCCUACUCGAAUCCAUCGUCAGAGACAAUAGCAGAUACGGGUUGUUCAUGCACAAGGGGCUGCAGCAUCUAUAGGAUGCAGUCGUUGUUCGUUAUGAUCGAAUGCCAUCGAAUAACACAACCAUGGAUUUUUGGCGUUACUCUUGUCUGGGCAAGGUCCUCUCAGCCUGCCAUGAUAUCGCCGGCACUGUGUUCAUCUGAAAUAAACAUUCUUCUGAAGGGCACAGACGGUAAAAGACUAAACGAAAAUUUUUCGGGAAGAAUUGAUUUUCCUACCAGGCCGUUUCCGAGAAUGAUGAUUAGUCCUGGGGUGACGUUAACGGUGGCUGUGGGAUGCCAACAAAGAAAUUCCAGUCAUACUUGCUAUAGGUGCCGAAUGUGAUUAUAGAUAUGUGCAUGCCGGUAGACGGCACACAAACUUCCAAAAGGGACACGUUUGUAACACAAAUACUGUCGCCUAUGGGUAGAGAUCAUGAUGAAAGGGUCAGUUCAGUUUAUUUGGUAAGGAUAAUAGGCAAAGCCUUUGAAAACCCUAUUGAUUACGUGUCAGCUCGUUAGAAAUAACUGUACACGAGCAAUGCAAAUAUUCGUUAUUAAAACACUACUUGAUUUAUUUGAGUAGCAUUGUCAAAUAACGAUGCAUUACUAUGCAUGAUCGGAAAGAUGGUGGAUCACACACACAUGUGUCCUGGUCGUAUAAGUCCAGGUUGCAGGGCCUUUGUGUUUACAGACUCCUAAGGACAUUUGUAAAUCCACACAAAUUGUCAUCAGGCAGCAUAUGCUGCCUAAUCACACUGCUCCACAUAUCGACGAGGAAAGUAGUUGACCCAUGACCGAACAAACAGUAUGCAAGUCGGUUUAGUUGCAAAUAACCUACGCUAAAACAAUCCCUAUACGAUGGAAGAAUAGAAGAGAAUUAAGGGGAAGAGCCCCGGCGAGGCUCCUUUUACUUGGCAUUUUGACAGUGGGACCGCCUUUGCCGAAGAUGUCCACCGUGGGCUUCACAGCAAGUUGAGAGCAGGCACGGUGACUUACAUGUGAUUUCUCUCAUAGUGAUAGCGCAAUUGCGUCGUACCUGCAGCACUUUCUCCUCCCACACCUGAGAUCGAUGUCGAGACACUGUCCAGAAGACAGGAUCGGGAGUGUGCGCAGGUGGCUGACGCGGCCGGGCCCGCGCCUGGGCGUGCCACCACACCCACUGGUCCACAGCAAACACUUGAACAGGAUACUAGGCAUUUUAGUGAGUAAAGAUCUGCAUUAUCAGUCAGCAAAUUAGAAAAAUACAAUCCUGAACUCCAGAUGAAAAAUUUGCCGCAAUGUCACGGAAUCACAAAGAAACGUUAAAUACUUACGCAACGGAAGCUGUUCUGGAGGAGACACAAAAACGUCUGGGUGAACAAUUCGACCCUAAGCAUCUUUGCAUGCCGAUUUCGAGGUUGCUUAAUUUAAGUAGACCUUGCAGCUAUCUGCUGCUUUUACACAAAUACCUAACUUGCGUCUAGACUGGAGAGCCGGCGCUUCUAACGAAAUAGCCUAGCCAUUCGUGGACAUCAGUGGAGAAAAUAACAGAAGCCUCGGUUUUUUUAGAAAACGAACAUUUCAGGACAUGUUAUACGCGCUCUCUUGAAAGUACUUGAGUAGUUUUCAGUCUCCUUUCAAGGCUGAAGGGUCUUUAGCAGUUGCGAUACUAAGGAGGGGUUAUGUCACACUUGCUGCCAAACUGCGCUCGUCCAAAUGACUCCUAAUGUAUCAUUGAUGAGGUCCCCUGUCCUCUAUUACCAAAUGGAUAUAAAUUAUAUGCUUAAUUUUCUUUUCCUAUUUAGGCUGAUACUGAGCGUGAUGCUUCCCACCUGGUUCCUUUCAAUGUGGAUGAGCAAUACGGCCACAACUGUGAUGAUGGUUACCAUUGUGGAGGCGCUACUAACAAAAUUGGACGAUGUCAUUGCAGGUUUGUUAAAUGCUGACAACAGUCGCUGCAAAACAAACUAUCUUUCUUCCCUUUUGGAGAAUAGACCCAGAGCUAUAAGUGUAUUUUGUUUCUCCUACAGCUCCACCGGAAGGAACUGAUCCAAACGAGGCAACUGAGUAUGCUUUGAAUUACCCCUGAUUUUUAUACUAGCGUGAAAUCGCGUGGCAAAUUUACAAUGACUCCCUUCUGAUUUUAGCGAUGACAGCAAGGGCCGGAAGCGAUUGCGACGCUUUGCCACAGGAAUCAGCUUGUCUGUCUGUUACGCUGCCAGUUGCGGUGGGAUCGCUACCUUGAUAGGUUCUCCGCCGAAUAUCAUCUUUUAUGGUCUUGCAGUCAGGUAAAAAAAACUUUGGUGCAUCGGGAGUCUCCGCUUUUUACCCGUUUGGAACGACAGAGUUGAGUGCUACUAGUGUUUGGUUGGGGUACAGUGGGGUUGAUACUUUAUAGGACAAGGUAUAAAUGAUGAUAUGAUGUUGCUCGACGAGAUGACGUCAUUCCUUUCCUGAUUUCAGCCGAUAUGGAAGUGAGAUUCCGCUAAACUUCGGAUCGUGGAUGGCUUACGGAUUUCCCAUGUCUCUGCUCUGCCUAAUUUCUACUUGGAUUACCAUAUGCCUACUGUUCCUCGGACCCAAGUAAGUCUACAGGCUAGGCAAAGUCCAGUGAAGAAUUGAAGAUCAACAUGCAUUUUUAGAGUUUUAAUAUCAAACUUACUUCUGUCUCAUUAAGGGCCUUCUUCAAAUGCGGUCGAUCUAAAAAGAGCAACCCUUUGGAUGACUUCCAGGAGGAAUUCUAUGAAGAUCCAGCCUCGGCAAAAAGCACCGACAAGCUGGAAGAACUAGAACGCGCCGCCGAACAGGAAGACAAUGAAGAAAUCUCGUUCGAUAUUGUUGCUAUCGUUAAAAAAAUUUCCGAAGAAGAACGGCGAGUCCUAGGUCCCAUGAAGUAAGUACUCAGGGUGAAAGAUUAACUAAAGCUGAGGUGGCCAACAUCAUGUUAAAGUAACUUUUAUGUCAUGCUUGAUGUUCAGCACCCACCUUCAGCCCGUGUCGCAUCCAUUCAUUGUCCUUCACAUGCUACCCAAUCAACUUACGGUGGUCAUUUCUGUUCUAGGUUUGGCGAAAUAGCCUGCACGAUCUUAUUCCUAUUACUGAUUGGCUUGUGGAUUACACGGGAACCCGGUGUGCCCGGAUGGUCGCGUUUCAUGCCAGUCAGCAACGAUUCAAAUGGCAAAAUCGUGAGGUAUGCUCAUUUUACCCCGUACAAGCGGUCUUUUAUUUGCACAACAGCACAGACGAAUACAAGAGCCCUAAGGUAUUUUUAUUCCACUUGUGGAUUUAAACAAGCAUAUGCGAGAGAAAUCUUCCUAUCUAUAUGUUUUGCGUUCCCUCAUAAACUGUGUCAUUUUACUCCAUAAUAUGGGUAGAGGCUAGUCAUCACACAGCAGUUUAAAUGCUCCCGCGAAUCCAGUGGACACAGUCUAGUCGAUGAUGGGGAGGCAUCUUUAUGCAUGACUGCAUAAAGGAAAAAAAUAUUAAGGCAAAAAGUGGCGUGGGGUUUAACGAACUGGGAUUUACCACAUGGUCUCGUUAUUUGCGUAAGUCCGGCUCGUCCCCCAUAUGCAGCCUGCUUCCAAAGUCUGCUUUGCGCACAGGGAUGUCAGUUGAAAAUUUCAGUCUUAUCUAUAAGUGACAGUUAUCAAUACCCCCACGUCCAGACUGGCCAAUCAGAAGGCAUAUGGCCUGUCCUAAUACCAGACCAUUACGGCGAAUGCAACCCACCGGAAGUUGUCAUUAGUCUUGAUCGCAGCCGCCGCUCGCCUGUCAGACCGCCGUUCUGACCGAGCAACUGGCGCAGAUUCAAAUUUGAGGUCAAGGUUUGGGAUGGAGCUGGUCGGUGGCGGAAAGUGAACACUAAUCCAUCACUAGACCUCUUUUUGAUUAGUCCUCGUUAAGCGACCGCCAGCGUUCACUCUAAGCUGAGAUUCCAAACCCAAUGUGCCACCCAUGCUCAUUCCUAUAGUUUAGUCAGAACGGGAGACCCCACCUUGCUGUGACAUAAAAUGUUUGAUUUAGACGGGGAAACGUUAGCGCAUUGUAAUAAAUGUUGCUAUUUCCUUGAAGAUACGUGGACGACACUCAACCAACCAUCCUCUUUGCCAUCUUGGCUUUCAUUGUCCCCGCCUCAAACCCCUUCCGUCUUCGUGCUGAUCCAGAUGAAACAGGCAAGUGA
Spirometra erinaceieuropaei is the source of this 6972-nucleotide messenger RNA. Lineage: Eukaryota; Metazoa; Platyhelminthes; Cestoda; Diphyllobothriidea; Diphyllobothriidae. The record is from the annotation of a GenBank genome assembly.